Molecule: messenger RNA, 789 nt
Organism: Scheffersomyces coipomensis
Lineage: Eukaryota; Fungi; Ascomycota; Pichiomycetes; Serinales; Debaryomycetaceae
Exons: 1
Coding region: 1-789 (262 amino acids)
Source: RefSeq, a predicted model, not a curated record
AUGUUCAAAUCAUAUAUAUCUAGAAUUGGUCAAUCCAUCAUUAGAUCAACCAAUAACCUUUCUACAACCACCAUAACUUCAUCUUCAUCUGCUUCAGCUGCUGCCGUUGCCUCAUCUAUUGUAAAUACUUCAACCUCAUCUUCUAAUGCUGCUACUUCUAAUAAUAAUACCGCCGCUACUCAAAAACCACUCAUAACUAUCUACCAUAACUCAAAUUCAUUAUUAUCCCUGAAUUUAUUUUCAAAAUUGAAUCACUACAGUGAUUUACCAAAUAAAUUCUCUAUUGAUUUAAAAUUAAAUCAAUCAUUAUCAAAUCAAGAUUAUGAUUUUAUUAAAGAUGAAUGUGUUGAUAUUCAUCCUGAUAAUAGAUCUAUUUUAAUGCAAAUUAUGAAUAUUAAACAUGAUCAAAAACAAAAUAUGGUUCAAAAUUUUCAUCAAUUACCUGAAUCACCAAAUUUUAAUAAUAAUAAUAAUAAAAAUAUAAGUUUAAUUAUUGAUUAUAAAAAUAAAUUAAUUGCUAAUGAUGAAGCUUCAUUUGAUAGAAUUAUGGUUAAUUAUUUAUCUUGUGGUAUUCAAAAUUUUCAAAGAACAAAACCAGUUUCAAAUUAUUCUUCAUUUAUGAAUAAUAAUGGUAAUAAUAAUAAGAAUGAUAAGAAUCAAAAUAAUUCUUAUAUGACAGCUCAAUCUAAUAAUAGUACUACUUCAAGUACAACAUCAUCAUCAACUUUACCUUCAAUUCAUCAAAAUUUGGUUCAUCCUCAUAUCGCAGAAUUUGCCGAUUUAUUUUAA